AUGGCGCUAGACAUGAACAUACAGGAGUUGUUGGUAAUCGGGGACUCCGAUUUGCUCAUAAAUCAAGUUAAAGGAAAUUGGGCGACCAAAAAUGUUAAGAUACUCCUAUAUGUGAAUCUGGUACAAAGAUUGUGUGAGAGAUUCAAGAGUAUUGACUUUAGGCAUACUCCGAGGGCUCAGAAUGAGUUCGCAGACUCAUUGGCUAUAAUAUCGUCUAUGAUCCAGCACCCUGAGAGUACCCAUAUUGAUCCAUUAGAGAUCACACUGAGAGAAGAACAGGCUCACUGCGCUCAUGUCGAGGCCGAGCGUAUGGCCAACCAUGGACAGCAGAUACACCACCAACUGGUUUACUCACAGCAAAGGCGGAAGGCAAAGCUCAACCCAGUGGAGAGAGACCAAAAGGGUCACAACAGGACGGGUAAUAAAGACACAUCUGGCCGCAAGGGUCAUAGAGCAAAUGAGCGUAAAGAUGAAUCCGACCAAAAGGGUCACACAAAGGGUGAACAACAAAAAAUAUCAGACCGAGAGGGUCACAAUUGA
Molecule: messenger RNA, 540 nt
Organism: Lycium ferocissimum
Lineage: Eukaryota; Viridiplantae; Streptophyta; Magnoliopsida; Solanales; Solanaceae
Exons: 2
Coding region: 1-540 (179 amino acids)
Molecular function (GO): nucleic acid binding; RNA-DNA hybrid ribonuclease activity
Source: RefSeq, a predicted model, not a curated record